GUAUGUAAUACUCACCUACGUUCUACCCUUGUUACACACACAUGAUACAAAACAGCUCUGUGAGGAUGGGGGGAGCACGCCGGGGAAUCACCUGGGGAUGCAGCACCCUACGAAACCCUUGUAGGACAUUCAUCACGCUGUGGGUGAUGAGCCAUAAACAGCUGAACGAAACCUAAGCCGUUUUGCCAUAUCAAGUCCCGUCUCGUGUCUCGCCACGGCACGAGUGUCUCGCGCGCGCGUACGGUGUGGGGGUGCGCAGCCAUGAUCAGGUGCGCAGACUGCAUCGUGCACACCUUCCUUGCGGAGGAGCAGCACAUCAUUCUGCAGGCCCUCACUGCCCACGCUAAGUUCCAGUAUCGGAGGAAGCGCACCAUCAGCAAGCAGAAGAAGAAAGUCGAGUACACAAACGCCAUCUCCAAGAUGAUCCUGGGUAAAACUAUCACGGAGAAACCCGCUGUCAAGAACGUAGUCGCCUUGUGUGCCCCAGUUGGCGCCAAACUCGUGAAGAGGUAAUGUUUCCGUAAAAAAUGUGGCAUGAUAUGAAGCGUACUUUCUUUGGAAGCAAUGCAAACUUUAGUCAUAUCAUUCUUUUUCUCUGUGGCAUACAAGCCUGCAAUCGUGAGGUUUGUUGUUGGCUCAAUAAUUCUUCUUACAAAUGAUUUUCAAUGACAUUCAAACUCAAUGGGAAAGGGUGAAGGGAGUUGCCAAGUCAGGAUCCUGUUCCCUUGAAAAAGAUAAUGCACUACAGGUUUUGCUUCCAUAUGUGCUUUCGAGGAUGUCAACCAACCAACGCGCAUGUGCUUUUUCUUUACGAUUUUUUCUUAAGCGUCUUCUUUUCUAUGGGGCAUCCUUCUAUUUUUUUUUCUUUGUCUGUUCGUUUUCCUCUAUAGGUAUUACGAUUAUUUGUUGACAUUUUUAUUUUAUUCUAUAAGAAGCACGUGUUGUUUAUAUUUU
Phytomonas sp. Hart1 is the source of this 954-nucleotide messenger RNA. The record is from the annotation of a GenBank genome assembly. Lineage: Eukaryota; Euglenozoa; Kinetoplastea; Trypanosomatida; Trypanosomatidae.